Lottia gigantea (owl limpet) is the source of this 315-nucleotide messenger RNA. RefSeq lists its product as hypothetical. The annotation marks the transcript as partial. The transcript has 2 exons. The record is from RefSeq and is a predicted model, not a curated record. Gene Ontology annotation, cellular component: mitochondrion. Lineage: Eukaryota; Metazoa; Mollusca; Gastropoda; Lottiidae.
AAACUCAGUCAAAAACAACGCUUAAAACUGGCAGUGAAGGACUAUGGUUCAACAGUUAUAGUGUUUCAUAUUGGCAUAUCUUUGAUGUCCUUGGGUGGUUUUUAUUUGGCUGUUUCAAGUGGAAUCGAUAUGGUUGGUAUUUUAACUCGAUUAGGAGUUGGUGAAUCAAUUCUACAGUCAAAGAUGGUAUCUGAUGCUGGAACAUUUGUCGUGGCUUAUGCUGUUCAUAAAAUAUUUGCACCUGUCAGAAUAGCCAUAACAUUGACAUCAUCUCCAUUUAUAGUUCGCUAUUUACGACAAAUUGGAGUUCUUAAA